UGACAAUCGAACGUUUGCGUUUGCUGGCAACAUGGCGCAGACGUCCAUGACGCGUGAGGCGUGUGCCACGCUCUGCUACACCUUCAACUUUUCGCUCAGCGCCGUUGAGUACGGCUACCAAUGCUUCUGCGGCACCCAAGCUGAAUUCCACCGCGCAGUCUCGGCGCCUUCCUCCGACUGCAACGAACCAUGCACGGGGGCUUCGACCGAGAUGUGCGGAGCAGCCAAUCGCAUGAACAUCAUCCAAGCAAACUGUUCCGGCAAACCCCUUCCCACAGGCCAUGCGUGCCUGUCUGCGGCGACGAAGGAGUUGCCGUUCUGCAACGCGAGUCUGUCCAUUGGUGCCCGCCUCAACGACCUCAUUGGACGCCUCAGUCUUCAGGAGAAGGCCGGCCUCGUUGGCCCCGAUCCCGUCACCAGUCCAUGCGCCUUCCUUGACUAUGGCGUCAAGAGGCUCGACAUUCCGCCGUAUGUGCAACUGGUGGAGACGAACACGGCCGUUGCCUCUGCGUGCAUCAUCAGCCAGGACAAGUGUGCCACGACGUUCAUUGAGGCCCACAGGUCUUGGCGCAGCCGUCAACCGAGUGUCAUAUCCACGGAGAUGCGCGCCUUCAACAAUCUCAACUGGCACAGGGGCGGCGGUGUCUUGCAGAAGAUCGGACUCACAGGCCACUUCUUGAGCGGCGAUUGCGCUGCUGCUUACUUGGCCGGCUGCCAGAACGGCCCAGACAGGAAUGGCAGCAGGUACGGACACGCAUCCACACUCACACAUGCGUGUCGAGACAACCGCGUGGCAUUCAACGGGAACAUCUCCACCUCUGACCUCUGGGACACCGAGGCGCAGGCACUUGCUGCCAUGUGCUCGUACGCCAGCAUCAACGGCGUGCCCUCUCCGUGUGCAAACAACAUGCUGCUCAACGACGUCGUGCGCGGGCAGUGGAAGCGUGACAUGACGCCGAACGGUGGCGUGGAUAUGGAGCUCGGGGAGACAUACUUCACCACAAACGGCUACUUGGCGCAGGCUGUGAAGCAAACCCGCACGACAAUGGACACGAUGCACAACGCCGCAUCGACGAGUGCACGGCCUGCGGACCCAAGCCUCACCUCCAGUAACGCCCGCUGCAUCAGCGAGUGUCCCGACGGCAAGUAUGAGCUCGGCCAACGGCAACCUCACCAGUCGCGCAUUGCCCAUUGCCCUCUCGAUUACUUCUACGCCAAGGCCCACCGCUGCGUGCCAUGCACCACGUGUGGCAUGGGCACCUGGGCCUCCAUCCCAUGCUCCGCAUCCUCCGACGCCGUCUGCUCUCCCUGGACCGAGUGCAAGCCUGGCCAGAAGUCUGUCUCUGGCAACGCCGUGCGCGACGACGCAUGCGUGAGCUGCACCCUCGGCAUGGAGUACCAGCCGCUGUCGGACCGCGCCUCGUGCUUCUCCACCAGCAUGUGCGAGGACCCCUUCAUCGAGACCAUCCCGCCCACGCUCACCACAGACCGCCUGUGCUCCUGUGACACGUUCACCUGCAACAAGCUCAUCACGCAGCUGUUUGAGGAGAUGGUGUGCGCCGAGCCCACGGACGAGCAGCUCGACGUGGUGCUUGACGUGUGCUGCCCCGACCAGGGCGAGGACGGCAUCCGCGACACCAUUCGCCAGAUGGACGCCUACGAGGCACGCCACUCCUGCCCAGGCUGCACAGACACGUGCGAGUGCAGCGCUGGCUCCAUCCUCGUCUACGACGCCGACUCGGCCGACUGUCGGCCAUGCGACGGCGUGACGGAGUUCUCCCCAUCCAUUGGCGGCAGCAAGUGCGCGCCCAUUGAGGAGUGCGAGCGCGGCCAGGAGGAGGUUUCUGCGCCAACCCGCUGCUCCUCGGACCGCGUGUGCCGCGACUGCCCGGCCGGCACCAUCGACGCGGACAGCGACGGUUCCACCGGUUGCCAGAUGUGCCCCGCCAGCCACUACACGGAGGCGGGCUCCCACGGCUCCUGCUCCAGCUUCACCUGCCACGCCAGCACCCACGACCACCACGACAGCGACCCUGCCACCCCGUGCAACGACGUCACAGAGUGCGCGCCCGGGUUUGAGCAGGUGCAGGCGAUGACACUCCUCAUCAGUGACCGCGUCUGCGACGAGAAGUUGGAGGGCACCGACCACGUGUGCAGCCAGUGCGAGCUUGGCGCCACCUUCAAGCCCGUCGAACGGCCGGGCCGAGUCAUGCCGCCCCGUCACUCAGUGCGCGAGUGCGAGUUUGGCACCUUCCAGAGCCAGGUGCCCACGCUCGACUCCAACCGCGAGUGCACGCUGGAGUGCUCCGAGUGCCCCAGCGGCCGCUUCGAGAUUCGCGCCUGCUCCGCGCUGGAGGACGUGCAGUGCGCCGGCUGCUCAGCGUGCCCGCCGAACACAUACAUCCUGCGCGCCUGCGACUCGGGAGAACGACGUCUCUUGCCAGCAUACCGCAGCGCGCCAUGCACCGCCACCAGCGACACGGAAGUGCACGAUACUCGACGUGUGCGACCAGGACCAGUUUGGGCUGUUCCCCGCCCCCACGCCAACCACGGACCGCAUCUGCCGCGACCUGACCCAGUGCAACCCGUCGACGGAGUGCGAGCACACCGCCUGUGCCACCUCAUUACCAAGUGCGACCCUGGCGAGCAGCGCGCAUUCGAGCACCCACCUCAACCUCCGACACCAAGUGCAAGCCGUGCCCCAUCGGCACCACCGACCACGACCGCAACCCGCUCACCGCCUGCCAGCCGUGCCCCCUACGGCCACUAUGUGCCCGCGGGCUCCAUCGACUCCUGCGAGCAGUUCCUGUGCCCAGCCGGCACCGCGGACCUGGACCGCAACGCCAGGCUGGCGUGGACUUUGCCGCCCUCUCUAGCCCAGCGCGAUUGCACUGAUGUGACGGAGUGCGACCUCGGCUGUCAUGAGGGAAUGCGCCCUACCAUGCGCCUCACCAUCCUCACCGACCCACCAGUGCUGCCGCGGCAUCGAGGGCCUGUUCUGCAGCGACAGCAACACAGACUUCUGCACACGCGGCGUCCACCACCAUCAGCACGGACCGCGAGUGCCAGAUGGGCCACACGUGCCCCGACAACACCCCGUUCAUCUCGCGCCCGCUCACGCCCACGACGCAGAAACACAGACAUCUGCUCGCCGUGGACGCAGUGCAGUGCCUGUGCAACAGAGUACGAGCUCGUUGCGCCGUCGCUGGUCAACGACCGCGAGUGCCAGCACAUGCGCUCGUGCAAGGACACGGAGCGCGAGGUGUCGGCGCCCACGGCCACGACAGACCGCCUCUGUGCCACCAUGAGCGACGCAUUCAACGCCCUUGCCGGCACACAGUCGCGCCGCGAGGCGUUUGAGGCCGCGCUGGGCACCAUUAUUGCCACCGUCGCUUCCAUCAACGAGGACUUUACGGCGCGCCUCUUCAACCGAUCCGUCUCUGGCGACAUCACUGAUAUGGGCUUCACCGCGUCAAAGUGCGAGGCCGACGCGUUCCUGGAACCUCGUCUCUUUGUGCUGCCAGCACAUGCCACCUUCACCUCCCACAUCUUCGUCAUCAUCAUCAUCCCUGCUGCCACCACCACCACCCACGACAGCAAACUGCUCAAGGCAUUGGAUGCUGUUGGCUUCUGGGACACCACGGCGUUUGUUGGAAGUGACACCAGCAGCAGUGAUGGUGGUUGUGGUAGUGCACGCCAUGGUAACAGCACCGACAGCUGA
This is a messenger RNA of Salpingoeca rosetta, 3721 nucleotides long. RefSeq lists its product as uncharacterized. The record is from RefSeq and is a predicted model, not a curated record. The transcript is spliced from 18 exons. Gene Ontology annotation, molecular function: hydrolase activity, hydrolyzing O-glycosyl compounds; protein binding. Gene Ontology annotation, biological process: carbohydrate metabolic process. Bases 32 to 3721 code for a protein of 1229 amino acids. NCBI's taxonomy places the organism in Eukaryota, Choanoflagellata, Craspedida, Salpingoecidae.